Molecule: messenger RNA, 951 nt
Organism: Fukomys damarensis (Damara mole-rat)
Lineage: Eukaryota; Metazoa; Chordata; Mammalia; Rodentia; Bathyergidae
Product: olfactory receptor 8K1
Exons: 1
Coding region: 1-951 (316 amino acids)
Biological process (GO): G protein-coupled receptor signaling pathway; sensory perception of smell
Cellular component (GO): membrane
Molecular function (GO): G protein-coupled receptor activity; olfactory receptor activity; odorant binding
Source: RefSeq, a predicted model, not a curated record
AUGGAGAAACUCAAUCACACUGGCAUGACUCAGGUUACUGAAUUUAUUAUCUUGGGGAUCACUGACAACCCUCACCUCCAGGGGCCCCUUUUUGGAAUCUUUCUCAUCAUAUACUUGGUCACGGUGAUGGCCAACCUCAGCAUGGUCACCUUGACCCUGCUGGACGCUAAGCUCCACAAUCCCAUGUAUUUUUUCCUUAGACAUUUGUCAAUAACUGAUCUUGGUUACUCCACUGUCAUCGGGCCAAAGAUGAUGGUAAGUUUUGUAGUACAUAAAAACACCAUUUCCUACCGUGGUUGUGCUACCCAGCUGGCAUUCUUUGAGAUUUUCAUCAUCACCGAACUGUUUAUCCUCUCAGCAAUGGCCUACGAUCGCUAUGUGGCUAUCUGCAAACCUCUCGUGUACACGGGCAUCAUGGCAGACAAAGUGUGCCGGGGGCUGGUGAUUGUCCCCUACCUCUACAGCACCUUUGUGUCACUGCUGCUCACAGUGAAGUUGUUUACCUUGUCCUUCUGUGGCUCUAACAUCAUCAGGUAUUUUUACUGUGACUGUCUGCCUCUGAUCACCAUGCUGUGCUCUGACACGCACGAGUUAGAGCUGAUCAUCUUGGUCUUCUCGGGCUGUAACUUGCUUUCCUCCCUCCUGAUUGUCCUCAUAUCUUACUUGUUUAUUCUUGUGGCCAUUGUCCGAAUGAACUCAACCGAGGGGAGGUACAAAGCCUUCUCCACCUGUAGCUCCCACCUGACGGUGGUGGUGCUGUUCUAUGGCACACUGUUGUUUAUAUACCUGCAGCCCAAAUCCAGCCAUGCUUUCGAUGUUGAUAAAAUGGCCUCUGUGUUUUACACCUUGGUAAUUCCAAUGCUGAAUCCAUUGAUCUACAGCCUGCGCAACAGAGAAGUAAAAGAUGCCCUGAAGAGAACCUUGACUCAUAGAUUCACAAUCCCCACUUAA